CCUGAACUCGUCCGUAAACCUGCAAAUUGACCAAAAACCCUGCAAUAUCUCCUUGUUUUUUUAGCUGCAUUCUCCGUCGUUCACAAUGAGCAUAUCCGACCGUGCUGCCGCUACCAUCGCGGAAAUCAACAGACUCGUGCCUGUCGAGCUGCAGUCCCCAAAAGUCGCCGUGAUCUGCGGGUCUGGUCUGCAGCACCUGGCCGACGCCCUCUCGCCCUCGCCCCGGGUCGAGAUCAACUUCGCUGAUCUGCCUAAUUUCCCGCAGACCACCGUCGAGGGCCAUACUGGCAAAUUGGUCUUUGGAUUGUUUGGCAAUGUGCCCUCCGUGUGCAUGGUCGGAAGAGUUCACUUUUACGAAGGUAUCUCGUUCGACCUCACCACAUAUCCCGCCCGUGUCUUUAGUGUGAUGGGUGUAGAGACCCUCAUUGUCACUAAUGCAUCCGGAGGUCUGAAUCCCGACUACAAAGUCGGGGAUCUCAUGGUUCUCAACGAUCACAUCAACUUCCCAGGUCUCGCGGGAUCACACCCCCUCAAAGGCCCCAACGACAGCACCUUCGGCCCGCGCUUCCAGCCCCUCAGCGACGCCUACGACCACGCCCUGCGCAUCAAGCUCUUCGAGACCGCAAAGACACUCAACCUCAGCCGCGCGAUCCACGAGGGCGUCUACGUCUUUGUCAGCGGGCCCACCUACGAAACCAGAGCAGAGUCGCGCAUGCUCAGGAUGUUUGGCGGCGACUGCGUCGGCAUGAGCACAGUGCCUGAGAUCAUCGUCGCGCGCCAUUCCGGCAUGCGCGUGCUCGCAAUCAGCUUGAUCACAAACGCUGUCGUUAUGACUCCUACGCCCAAGGCGAGCGACGGCGCGGCUGAUCUCGCGGAGGGAAUCGCUAACCAUGCUGAAGUUAUCGAGGCCGCAAGGCUGGCUGGUAAUGAUCUGCAAUUGUUGGUGUUGGAGGUUAUCAAGGCAACCUACCAGUAGUCCAUAC
Molecule: messenger RNA, 983 nt
Organism: Myxozyma melibiosi
Lineage: Eukaryota; Fungi; Ascomycota; Lipomycetes; Lipomycetales; Lipomycetaceae
Product: nucleoside phosphorylase domain-containing protein
Exons: 5
Coding region: 86-976 (296 amino acids)
Biological process (GO): nucleoside metabolic process
Cellular component (GO): cytoplasm
Molecular function (GO): purine-nucleoside phosphorylase activity
Source: RefSeq, a predicted model, not a curated record